This is a messenger RNA of Colletotrichum phormii, 322 nucleotides long. RefSeq lists its product as uncharacterized. The transcript has a single exon. Bases 74 to 319 code for a protein of 81 amino acids. Lineage: Eukaryota; Fungi; Ascomycota; Sordariomycetes; Glomerellales; Glomerellaceae. Gene Ontology annotation, biological process: nucleoside metabolic process. The record is from RefSeq and is a predicted model, not a curated record. Gene Ontology annotation, molecular function: catalytic activity.
AUAUUUUAACAACAGUAUCGCCAUUCAUCAAGCCUCAGCUGCCACCAAAGUGCUCCCCCUCCACAAAAGCACAAUGGCAUCCUUAAGGCGACUUCCGAACCCUCAGAUGUACACCAUCGGGUGGAUCACCGCUCUUGACAAGGAGCUCACCGUAGCGCAGGCUGUGCUUGACGAAGAGCACCAAAAGCCGGAAAACUUCAGAAAACACCCAAAAGAUACAAAUAACUAUAUCUGGGGUCGCGUCGGAGACCACAACAUCGUUAUUGUUGGUAUUCCUUUCACAGGGAAUUUGGUUCGAACCGUAGGGUCCUUGGGGUGACGA